AAAUAAAAAAUCCCUUUUUCCUCUGCAACCAAAUCUCCUAAAUCUUCGCAGGCUACAAUGGCGAUCUCCAAAACCCUAACCCUUAUCGCCAUUCUCCUAGUCCUCGUACCCAUCAACCACUCCUUUUCCUCUUCCUCCGAUGAGGACCUUCUCCCGGAGCUAAUCAAUCUCCGAUCUCAAUCUCCCACCGGAGUUAUCCAUCUCUCCGAUCAUCUUCUCCGUCGAAUCCUCUCGGCUAAAUCCCCACGACCCUUUUCAUUUCUCAUCUUCUUUGACGCUAAACAACUCCAUUCAAAACCCGAACUUUCACUACCUACUCUAAAAAAUGAGUUCUCCCUUUUAUCCUCCUCCUUCCUCGCUAAUAACCCAGGAAACAACAAGCUCUUCUAUUUUACUAUCGAAUUUGGUGACUCACAAGCUUCAUUUGCGCUAUUUGGGGUUAAUUCAUUACCCCAUUUACGUUUAGUCCCACCUUCAGCUACUGAUAUGAAAAAAGAUUCGAUUCAAAUGGAUGGGUCUGAUCUCGCCAGGCUUGCUGAAUCAAUGGCUGAAUUUGUUGAAGCGAAGACUAAGCUUACUGUAGGUCCUAUUCAUCGACCACCGAUGAUUUCGAAGAAGCAGAUGGCCGUUAUUAUUGCUGCAGGAUUGGUUUUGAGUCCUUUUUUGGUGAAAAGGGUGCUUUCUGGAGGUACCCUUUUGCACGAUAAACAUGUAUGGAUGGCGGGAUCAAUAUUCGUUUACUUUUUCAGUGUUUCAGGUGCAAUGCAUAAUAUAAUUAGGAAAAUGCCUAUGUUUAUGAUGGAUAGAGAGGAUCCAGGGAAGUUGGUUUUCUUUUAUCAAGGAUCAGGGAUGCAAUUGGGAGCUGAAGGAUUCGCGGUUGGGUUUUUGUACACGAUUGUUGGAUUGUUGUUGGCUUUUAUGACUAAUGUUCUCGUUCGUCUAAAGAGUAGGACUGUGCAGAGGGUGGUGAUGCUUUUUGCGUUGUUCGUUUCGUUCUGGGCUGUUAAGAAGGUGAUUCAGCUCGACAACUGGAAGACUGGGUACGGUAUUCAUGCUUAUUGGCCUUCAAGUUGGAAGUGAUAGCAAUGUAGUAUUACUGGCUGAAUGAUAUGGCUUCUAUCAUUAGGUAAGAGAUGUGUAACAGCUUAUACUACUUGUCAGCUAGCUUAAUUUCGAACCUAAGUAGUUGACGGAAAAGUUUUAGCUUUUUUCGAGAUGGAUAGGUUCUGUGAUUUAUAUGGAGCACGUAUGUUUUGAUUGAAGCUUUGAAAAGGGAUUAUGUACAAAUUGCACUUAACAAUUUGCACGUAUUUUGUAUCA
Molecule: messenger RNA, 1320 nt
Organism: Solanum pennellii
Lineage: Eukaryota; Viridiplantae; Streptophyta; Magnoliopsida; Solanales; Solanaceae
Product: probable dolichyl-diphosphooligosaccharide--protein glycosyltransferase subunit 3B
Exons: 1
Coding region: 58-1080 (340 amino acids)
Cellular component (GO): oligosaccharyltransferase complex
Source: RefSeq, a predicted model, not a curated record